UUUCAUGACGCAGGCCCUCAGGUCUGCAGAACGUCUGGACCACGUCUAGUGUUCACAUCGAGAGGACGGAAAAAUUCACAUUCCUUCCGAUUUUGGCUCAAACUCACCAGUUUUGUCAGUUUUUCGGACUAGGGGGACGUUAUUUCGUACAUAUUUGCCGUCAAUCCUCGGCAAAUGUUGUUCAUUUAGAAGAUUUCGGGCGUUGUUUGGGCUCGAGUCGGGGCCCAACCUCCUAGGCUUGUUUGCUUUCUUGUCCAUACUUUGGAUAUUCAAUAUUCAGAAUAUGCUAAUUAGCGAGUAGGGCGCGAGUUUCAAAUUUUGCAGUUUGCGGGAGAAGGACCAUGGCUGCCACGGAAAGUAUCGUGGCAAGCAAAGAGGUGGAUGUUUCAAUGGACAUUUUGGAUGGCAAGAAAACUCUUGUUGAAGUUGUAGAGGAGGUAGAAGGAGAGGAGCUAGCCAAUCACGGUAGAGAUGACCCAACCGCACUGGACGCAAGAGGAGAUGGGCACAGUUUUCUGCCCAAUCAGGAGAAAGAGGGUAAAAAUGGCGCGGCCAGGCCAGCGAAUCAUCACGCGGAGAGAAACCAACCGGCCGGAAGGGGACAUUUCAAACGACGACAUGCCAGCUCGUCCCACUUCAAACGCGGGGGAGCCCACGGACCACACCACUUGAAAUGGAGACGAAAAACGGUGGAAACAGAGCCUAUUGUACUGCCUAGUGACUUCUUGCUGGGUGGGAGUAUUACCGAUCCACUGAACCUCAACAGCAUGCAGGAUGAAGAAGUAAAUCGCAUGCUGAACGCGGAAACCCCAAAGUCAUCCCCCCUCCCAAACCGUACUGUAGUUGGAGAUGUUGGACUUAUUAUUCCAGGAGAUGUUACGGACCCCUUGCAUCUGAACCAGGAGACUCCCAAAAGCGGUAAAAAGCGUAGGCACAAGCGCAGGCGGAGAAGAAGCGAGGGCGAUUUGGACGACUCGGAGCACUACAUUGAGGAGGAAACUGCAGAAGGAAUCGAAAGUAAACCUCUUUUUACAGACUCCAAGGAAACUAUUUCCAAAGAAGGCUUUCCUGAGCAAAUCCCAGGAGGAAAAGACAAGGACAGAGUCUCACCGAAGGAGAAAGUAUCACCAGUCUCGCUUUCCCACAGUCACAAGCGAACGCGAACCAACAGUGGAAGAACAGACGAAGGACAGGUUACCCCAUCCUCCGAUACAAAUCACACUCCAAAGCGUCGCUCCAAAAGCGGAGAGAAGGAAAUGAUUUCGAUGGAGGAAAUUGUUUCGCCAGUCAUAUCUCCGGACCACGAGAAAAGACGAGGUGUUGAGCCAACCAGGAUCGUUUCCCGCGCCCUUCUCAUCGAGAAUCACCCCUCGUCGAAAGAACACCGUUCGCAUCGCCGAACCCCUGACAAGGGCAGAGGGAACCAUGUUGGUAGCCAGCACAAGAAACUACCAGACCAAGGGGUGGCAGCUCCGCGCUUUCGUACAAAGGACCAGCUUUUCCAAUAUGGCAACUACGACCGCUACUACGGUUACCGCAACCCUGCAAAGGAAGAAGAUGUCCGCUUGAGCUAUUUCAGACCGGAUUGGUUCAAGGGUUUGGACGUGCUGGACAUUGGGUGCAACGCUGGACACCUAACACUUAGCAUAGCGAGAGACUAUGCUCCGAGGAAGAUAGUAGGAAUGGACAUAGACCAGAAUCUCAUUCGCGUGGCACGACGCAAUAUCAGACACUACCUUGCUCCCGAGGCGCGGGAUUCGUUCCCGGUUUCCAUGGCGAUACAGUAUGGUCCAAUGGCAGCGGGAGGGCUGGUCGGUGAACAGGAGGCGAAACAGUUUCCUAACAAUGUGUUUUUCACACAGGCUAACUACGUCCCAGACAGCGAGUCCCGUGUUCAGGCCCAGCAGCCCCAGUAUGACGUCAUCCUGGCCCUCAGUCUCACCAAGUGGAUCCAUCUGAACUGGGGGGACGCCGGCAUGAAGCGAACCUUCCAGCGCGUGUUCCGACAGCUUCGCCCCGGCGGGCGCUUCAUCGUGGAACCACAGCCCUGGAAGUCUUACGGACGCAAGAAGAAACUGACGGAACGGAUCUUCACCAACUACAAGCAGAUCCAGUUCCGGCCGCACCAGUUUGUGGAGUACCUGCUGUCGGCAGAUGUCGGCUUCAGCAGCUGUAGACAGCUGGAGGGGCCACGCAACAAGUCUAAAGGUUUCAACCGACCAGUGUACAUGUUGACCAAGGCCACAGCUGCUCCCCCUUGAGACCACAAGCAGUACUGCAGAUCACACUGCCACAGAUCCUAUCCAUACAGCUUAGAGAUUUGAAAUCACGAUAUUCACCUCAAGACUCAAGUUUUCUUCUGUUCUAUUCUUUCUUGAUACAAAAGUAAAUAUCUUAAGUUUCACACUUUUUUGUAGUUGAAUAUAUUAGUUGAGAGACAUAUUUUAUUUU
Molecule: messenger RNA, 2451 nt
Organism: Branchiostoma belcheri (Belcher's lancelet)
Lineage: Eukaryota; Metazoa; Chordata; Leptocardii; Amphioxiformes; Branchiostomatidae
Product: 7SK snRNA methylphosphate capping enzyme-like
Exons: 4
Coding region: 342-2261 (639 amino acids)
Biological process (GO): snRNA modification
Molecular function (GO): snRNA binding; RNA methyltransferase activity; O-methyltransferase activity
Source: RefSeq, a predicted model, not a curated record